Messenger RNA from Dromaius novaehollandiae (emu), 3114 nucleotides. RefSeq names its product cyclic nucleotide gated channel subunit alpha 2 (gene CNGA2). Gene Ontology annotation, cellular component: intracellular cyclic nucleotide activated cation channel complex; plasma membrane. Gene Ontology annotation, biological process: monoatomic cation transmembrane transport. The record is from RefSeq and is a predicted model, not a curated record. The coding region runs from base 1 to 2019 and encodes 672 amino acids. Gene Ontology annotation, molecular function: cGMP binding; intracellularly cGMP-activated cation channel activity; intracellularly cAMP-activated cation channel activity. The transcript has 6 exons. NCBI's taxonomy places the organism in Eukaryota, Metazoa, Chordata, Aves, Casuariiformes, Dromaiidae.
AUGAAGAGUAACGGCCUGCAGAGCUCGCCGGCCAACCACCACCCGCGUUUGCCCGCCCGAGCCGGGGAGGACACCGAGGGGACGGCGCUCAGCACCCGGAGGGCCCGCUCUCCCCACGAUGACGUCUCUUUGGAGCCACAGGGAGAUGGUCCUCCGGAUGGUGGAGAGCAGCCGGCUGCCCCCGCUUUCCAAGGGCGGCAAGCCCUGGCCAGGAUAGUCCGCCUGGUGCUAGUGCUGAGAGACUGGGCCAACAAAAGCUUGCACGAGGAGCAGCAAAGGCCUGACCCCUUUCUCGAGCGUUUCCAGGGCCCCGAGCUCCAGACGGUGGCUGCGGACGUCAGCGACGAUCCAGAGGGCGAGGAGACAGAGGCGAAAAACAAAAAGAAGAAAUGGCAGAUCUUUGUGGUGGACCCUGCGGGGGACUGGUAUUACCGUUGGCUGGCUGUCAUUGCAGUUCCUGUCCUCUAUAACUGGUGCUUGCUUGUGGCCAGGGCUUGUUUCAGUGACCUACAAAAGACUUAUGUUGUCCUCUGGCUGGUAUUAGACUACAUCUCAGACUGUAUCUAUAUUGGGGACAUGGUGAUCCGCCUGCGCACAGGUUUCUUGGAACAGGGCCUUCUGGUUAAGGACCUGAAGAAAUUACGGGAUAGCUACAUCCACACCUUACAGUUCAAGCUCGAUGUUUUCUCCAUCCUGCCAACAGACCUGGUGUACUUUGCUGUGGGAUUGCACCGCCCUGAAUUGCGUUUCAACAGGCUGCUGCACUUCUCCCGCAUGUUUGAGUUCUUUGAUAGGACUGAGACCAGAACCAGCUACCCCAACAUCUUUCGGAUCAGCAACUUGGUUCUUUACAUCCUGGUCAUCAUCCACUGGAAUGCAUGCAUUUACUAUGCCAUCUCCAAAGCCAUAGGCUUUGGAGAGGACACCUGGGUUUAUCCUAAUGUCACAGACCCUGAAUAUGGAUAUCUCACCAGGGAGUACGUCUACUGUCUCUACUGGUCUACACUGACUUUAACUACCAUUGGAGAGACCCCUCCUCCUGUGCGUGAUGAAGAGUAUCUCUUUGUGAUCUUUGAUUUCCUCAUUGGCGUCCUCAUCUUUGCCACCAUUGUGGGGAACGUGGGAUCCAUGAUAUCCAAUAUGAAUGCCACCAGGGCAGAGUUCCAGGCAAAAAUUGAUGCCAUCAAACACUAUAUGCAGUUCCGCAAGGUGAGCAAAGACAUGGAAACCAAAGUCAUCAAGUGGUUUGACUACAUGUGGACCAACAAGAAGGCGGUAGAUGAACGGGAAGUCCUGAAGAAUCUCCCUGACAAGUUAAGGGCAGAGAUUGCCAUCAAUGUUCAUCUGGAGACACUGAAGAAGGUGAGGAUCUUCCAGGACUGUGAAGCAGGUCUACUGGUGGAGCUGGUGCUGAAGCUUCGCCCUCAGGUAUUCAGCCCAGGGGAUUACGUUUGCCGGAAAGGAGACAUCGGGAAAGAGAUGUACAUCAUCAAGGAGGGGAAGCUGGCUGUGGUGGCAGAUGAUGGAACAACACAAUAUGCUUUGCUCACUGCAGGAGGCUGCUUUGGUGAGAUCAGCAUCCUCAAUAUUAAAGGAAGCAAAAUGGGCAACAGGCGUACUGCCAACAUUCGUAGCUUGGGCUACUCUGAUCUCUUCUGCCUGUCGAAGGAAGACCUGAUGGAAGCAGUCACAGAGUAUCCUGAUGCCAAAAAAGUCCUGGAGGAGCGUGGCCGGGAGAUCCUGACCAAGGAAGGGCUGCUGGAUGAGUCGGCCGCAGAGGAAAGCAUGGAAGGGAAGAACGUAGAGGAGAAGCUGGACACGUUAGCCUUGAACCUGGACACGCUGCAGACCCGUUUUGGCCGGCUUCUGAUGGAGUACAAUGCUGCCCAGAUGAAGCUCAAGCAGCGCAUCACCGUUCUGGAGUCCAAGAUGAGGCAACAAGAUCUGGAGGACUUCUUCUCCGAUAGCUCAGACAGCCUGUCUGAGGAUGGGGAGGGACAUUCUGGUGGGAUGCAAUGAGGGGACAGACAGGUCAGCUAAAUGAUGUCCUGCCUUGUACUGAGACAGUGUAUGUUUUUCACAGGGCAGCUCCUUUGGCUGCUUUGCCUGGGAUUUCUCUCAAGCCCUUAGCAUUGCUGUUGCUACUGCCUUCGUGCAGCUCGACAUGGCUCCAAAUCAGGUGACUGUCUUCCCUCUCCCUCAGGCCUGUCUCUUUGACUGCCUUGAUCUGAGAUCUUGGGCUUGGAUCAAAAAGAGGAGAAUGGCUUAUGCCACUGCUAAUGUUUCCUUCCAGGUUCUGCAAAAGGUCUCUGCUCAUCACACCUCCUUCUUUCCCUUUGCCUUAAUACAAGGUGGGACAUGAUCAUCCACAGCCUUGCAUGGAGGGAUGCCUGGACGUGCUGACCUCCCAUGUGCGCUGAAGAGGCACAGAGCCACAGUGGACAGAGCCUGCCGCGUGCCGCCUCCCUUUUCACAGUGGGGCCGAGGAGGAAGAUGGCCUUUAGAAGAUGCCAGAUUCCUAGCAGAUAACAAAACUAUCAGGCCAGAUAUUUACAAAUGCUUUUUGGGUCUGGCUUUUGUAAAUCACACCACAGUAGGUAAAUAUCCACUCUGCACUGAGUGACUCCAUGCCUGGGGGCCAUGUAAACUCAGCUAAGCAAGCUGAGUCUGGGUCUCUCAUGUCUGUAAAUGGGGAGGCUUGUCUGGGUCACUGUCACUACAUAGGUCAUCUCCACAAUGUUGCAGAAGUUGGGCAUCUUGCUUGAAGGAUAGGCAGUUGCUGCCUUCCCACCAUCCCUCUUUUCCCCUUCUGCUGUAUUUGCUGCUUGAGCUACUGGGUUCCUGGUGCAGGUGGCCCCUCAGUGUGGCAUUUUCCUGAAGGAUGGUGUUUCCAAGCCCUCCUGCUCUCCUGCUGAGGAGACAGCAUGAAUUUCAUUUUGGCUAUGGAAGUCUUAGAUGACAAGUACAAUACAGCAGGAAAAAAUGCUGCUCUUUGGACUGACAGUGCCUGUUACGCUAUGUACAGAGGGAAGACAGUAACUGUCUCUCUCAUCUCUCUAAUGAUGGCUAGAGCUGCCAGGAAAAGCUUGACUGAAAUGACACAUUUUAAAGGAA